Messenger RNA from Ascochyta rabiei, 969 nucleotides. RefSeq lists its product as uncharacterized. NCBI's taxonomy places the organism in Eukaryota, Fungi, Ascomycota, Dothideomycetes, Pleosporales, Didymellaceae. The record is from RefSeq and is a predicted model, not a curated record. The transcript has 2 exons. Bases 1 to 969 code for a protein of 322 amino acids.
AUGGCGAUCGAAAAGGUCAUGAUUAUUGGCAAUUGGGAGCUCGGUCUAAGCAUCAUCAACGCUUUCCUGCCUUCUGGUGACAAUCAAAGGCACUCGAACAUACAGCUGUCGAUCCUCACAAGCCCGUCACAGUGGCUACGCCUGCCACCACAUGUAACCACCAAAGACGUUGAGCACCGCAAGUCCGACUUCUCGCCUGCUUCGCUCAAAUCUGCGCUCACCGGGCAAGACCUGGUAAUCAGUACCACUGCCGGAGGAGAUUCAGAGCAGCAGAUUGGUAUCGUAGACGCCGCCGUCGCUGCAGGUGUAAGCCGAUUCAUGCCCCACGAAUUUAGCCAUGACACGCUCAACGAAGGAAUUGAGAAGCGCACAGUGAAGUCAGCUGGACGUGCAAAGGUUGUUAAACAUCUGCGGACAGUCUCUGCAAACACACGCAACUUCGAGUGGGUCGGUGUUGCGACAGGCUACACGCUCGACACUGGCCUCAUCAGCGGCAGUCUUGGCUUCGACAUGGAAUGGCACAGCGCUACGAUCCACGGCAUCGGCACAGAAACCUUCGCCGCCUCGAGUCUACAGCGAGUGGGACAAGUCGUGACACGCGUGAUUGAGAACUGGGAAGGUGUCAAAAACCAGUACAUCUACGCAGCUGGCGUCUUAACCUCCGCCAACGAGAUCCUGCGAAGCGCCGAAAAAGCCACCCACCGAGAGUUCGCAGUCGGCAACUACGACGUUGAAGACUGCAUCAGAGAGGGCGAAGCACGCAUCCAGCGCGGAUUUCCUGACUCGGGAAUGUUCUUGCUGGAACGCAGCAUCCUCUACGAUGAGCAGCUAGGUGCUGCAGAACCGUUCGAGCUGUGCAGCAGCAAUGAACUGUUGCAGCUUGUGCCUGAGUCUGUCGAGACAAUCGUAUCGAAUGCCUAUCACGACUUCAAGCAUCACGGCAAGCCUGGGUGUGGAUGCUCAUCGUAA